GCCCACGUGGAGCACGCCGAGAAAUGUUUUGGUGAUGAAAGUUCUCGAUAAAUUUUCGAUUUCCAACGACAUGUAGUCGACAUGGGCAAGACGAAGCAGAAAAAAUACAAAGCUCCGAAGCCCUUGCCUACUGGUUUGCCCAGCGUCCGUGAUUUUGAGCGAGAGGAAGCCGCAAACGGCGAAGUUGAGGUGCCAGGUGGCGCAGCUCAUACUGUGGCCUAUGUUGUGGACAAGCUAACCAGUCCAAGCGCUGAAGAGAGAGAAUAUGCCUGUACAGCCAUAGCGACAUGUGUCACCCACCCAGAGGCUAUAUCAGCACUUUUGCGUCUUGAUGGGAUUCGGGGGCUAGCUCCCCUAAUUGUGGACUCCAAUCAUCAUAUAAGACAAUCAGCUUUAGGAGCUUUAAGGAACAUCAGUGUGGAUGGAGGACCAGAUGUUUGUAAAAAGCUAGUACUGAAGGAUGUGUUAACACCUCUCAUUGCCCUGCUUAAUGAGUAUGGUGUGGAUUGGAUCCCGGAGCACUCACAGGCCAAGAGGAAAGCUGAUGUGAAGGUGGAGAUUUACACCCAGGCUGUGCAUCUGCUGGCCAACCUGUGUGAAAGCACAGAAUUGGCUGUGACAGUGUUUAAUAAAGAGAAUCUAGGCAGAUUUCUGUUGCCCUGUCUUAACACGGAGAAGUAUGGAUUCCCAUUGGCUGUUGCAGCAGCCCAGUGCCUGUACUCGGUUAGUGAAGACAACCCAGAGUCUGCAUCCUUCUACUGUGAGAACCAGUCCACCUUGGAGAGUGUAGUGGGAUGUGACCCUCUCACCCCAGGACUUCUCUUACUCAGGACAUUAGCCAUAGGUAUUUUAUGUAACAGUAACAGUCAGGUGAUCUCCCAGGCAUCUGGAGGUGUGGUUGUUGCCAUGGUAACCAAGUUGACAGAGGUUCUCACACAAGAUCCGGUUGAAAGGCUGAAAUCCGCGUGUGAAAAGUUGAACGCUCACACUACAUUACCACCUGUUAAAGCUGAAAAUGGAGAAAAUGUUGCUAUAGCAGAGGCUGACCCAGGACCUGGUGAAGAAGAAACAGAGGUCAGCAACGGACCUGCUGGUGAUGGACAAGCCAAUGAGAAAAUGGAGGAGGAACCUGUUGCCAGUAGCAGCAAACAAACUCCUCCGUCACAUGCCACAAAGGCUGUAGACAUUUGCCUAGAUCUGGAGGAAGUACAGUAUUUACUGACUGCUCAACAAGUUGCUCUGGAAUUACUCACAAACCUCUGUGUAGGUGAAGAUGAGGGAGAGGACUGGGAAGACAUGGACAGUAGCUCCUCUUCAGAUGACUUGACAUGUAUGGAUACCAACAUGGCUGACACGGAGGUAGACAACAACAACAUGUUUAAUACCCUGUGCUUGCCGACUGAAGUUCACACAGCAUUCACAUCCAAUGACUUGCUGGAUAAGGUUCUGUCCAAAGCCAAUGUUGUCAAAUUACCAGCUGAUAUAGUGAAAGCAUUGGAGGACAGGGAAAUGUGGAAAUCUAUAGUCAAGAGUCUGCAGACGGUUCAGUCACACGCUCUCCUGUGUAUCAAUAACCUUGUCACAUGUCUGACGGUAGAAGCUUUGGGUGGGGUGGAAAAGUUACACAAGAUCUGGCUAGGACUUCUCCAGACCUCAACUCCAUCUAAAGGCUUGGAAAACUCUUCUUUGUUGGAGGCAGUAACCAGUGCUAUGCGAGCAGUCAUUCAGAAAAUGGCUGGUCUGGAAACAAACAAGUUCUCAGAGGUCAAAGGUCAGGAAUUAGAGUUCAUCUUCCAAUUAGGUCAGACAUGUCCAGUUUCCCAGGUCCGGGCCAACUCUGUCAGAAUCAUCUCUACCAUUGGCUGUAUCUUAGCAACUGCCACAGAACCUCAUCCAGGGCUGAAGGAUAUUGGCUUGUUUUUGGUGGGCGUGGCAUGUCAGGACACUGACCUGUGGGUCACGGCCGAGGCUCUGGACUCUAUAUUUGAUGUGUUUGGUGAAGAUCACUUGGACCCAAUUCUAAAGGAAAUUGGAAUGAUAGAUAAACUGAAGAAGUUGGAUCCUGUUUUAAAGUCUAAGAUGUCAAGCCAAAGAAAGCAAUUGGGUGAGCAUUACCCUGUGAUUUACACGGCCAAGAGAAACUUGGGGCCUUUCAUCAAAUACAAAACAACUCAUCUGGCUGGCAGCAAGAGUUAAGCAUAGAAAGAGAACGAUAUAUAUUCCUUGAAAAAUCAUCAGCCAGUUUGCUGAUGUUGAAUUUAAUGGUUUUUUGAUUUCAAGUUGUUUGAUUUCAUUUUUUAAACUGCUGUGCAGUUCAGUCUUUUUUUGUGUGUUGUUGUUGUAACAAGCCAGUGCAGUUACGCAGUCCUCAUUCCACUAACAAGUUUAAGUUGUAAGUUUUAAAGGAAGUUUGUUGAGGGAUAAGCCUGAAUGGACCAUUGGCAUAAAAUAUGCAUAAAAUAGAGAGGUCAUUAAAAAAAAAUAUGUCUCAAAAAUGAAAAAAAAAUUAUUUUUUUGGGGCAUAUCUUCAUUUCUUUUUUAAGCUGUACUCUUUGUUUUAUAGUAGCUUUUCAUGUGGCCAUUACCUUCUGAGUUUUACCUACCGAUGGCGCAUAUUAUGGUAUAGGUUGAAUGAGUUUGUGAAAGUCGUAUGUCGUAAGUUUUUGCAAAGGAUUUGAGAAGCGACUUAUGACCCCUAGUAAUAUAGAGGCCUGGACUCCUAUUCCAGUACAUGGGCCGAGUUCAUUUUAACUGCCAUGGCAACAUAUGUUUAACAUUGCUGUGGGUGUUGCAAACAAAAUUGGUAGUUAAAAAUGGCAGAUUGCCAUGAUAAAAACACUGUACUCGGCGGGGAAAUGCCUGUGUUAAGUAAUGGUUUCAAUGUGAUCUGCAUGUACAAAAGAUCACCUUUGAUUUGUG
Liolophura sinensis is the source of this 2919-nucleotide messenger RNA. RefSeq names its product HEAT repeat-containing protein 3-like. The transcript is spliced from 18 exons. Gene Ontology annotation, biological process: protein import into nucleus; ribosomal large subunit biogenesis. Lineage: Eukaryota; Metazoa; Mollusca; Polyplacophora; Chitonida; Chitonidae. The record is from RefSeq and is a predicted model, not a curated record. The coding region runs from base 82 to 2196 and encodes 704 amino acids.